CCGGAAUGGGUGCUUAUUUACUUCUUGAAGAACUCUGAGACUGAAUUCAGAUGCAAUAUUUGCGAGCUCGUAAUAAAUGCCGAGGAAAAAUCACCAGACCUCCUUGAGCAUAUAAAACUGAACCACAAAGAAGUUUAUGAUCUGCAUCGGGACAAUCCAUUCAGUUCUGUUGGCUUUCGUAUUGAGUUCCUUCAAGUUAUGAAGUCUGAUGGCAGUGAUCCGAUGAAUCGUGAGGUGAUCAUCGGUGAAGUAUGUGAAGCUGGUAAUGAAGAAAUAGCGAAGCCGAUCACUGGUGUCACAGACAGUUCCGAUGUUUUGUCAGAAAUCGACAGCCAUAUUGUUGUGACAAGAAAUGACAGUAAUAUUAUUGUGACGAAAAAGAAGAAAGCAAUCAAAAGUAUUUCAUUGGAGAACAGAAAGCGCAGUUGGGUGUGGAAGUACUUCGAGAAAGUGAGCAACAUCAUGUACCGCUGUCGGUUCUGCAACGCUAUAUUGUCUAUUAAAGGCUGCAAUACAAACAACUUGAACAGACAUAUGAGGACGAAGCACACUAAGACUUUUCAGCUUGAGAUGGAGGGGAAGAAGGAUGAAGACAUUACUAUUGAUAUGGACUCCUGCAAACAGGAAAUCUUAGAUAAAGAUUUGACUGAGACGUACAUGGCUUCUGAUACUAUUGCUAGUGAGAGCCCGGGCAAACUGCGCAGCUGGGUGUGGACGUACUUCAGCCGGAUCUCGGGCACGCUUGCGCAGUGCAAGCUGUGCAAGCGCAACAUCUGCCACGGCGGGAACGCCACCGGCAACAUGAACAGACAUCUCAAGAUGAGGCACAAUAAAACUGGAGAAUCCUCGGACCACACAUGGAUCUGGAAGGUGUUCGAUGUGAACGAAGAGGACUUCUACACUUGCAAGAUAUGCCAGUACCAGUGUCUCAAGAUGGACGACCUCGAUAUGAGCAUCAACACCAUACUGAACCACCUGAGGCUCGAGCACGGAGUGAUCUCCGGAGACCAGAUCAUCACUCCGGCUGGUUGUAAAUAGUUGUGUGGGGAUAAGGUAUGUUAUUUUAUUUGCCAGCUUUUUGCGAUGCUGUUUUCAGGGAAUAUUUUCUCAGCUGUGGAUAACACGGCAUGUUACAAUGUUAGAUGACAUUUGUUGUCUCUUUUCUUAAAUAAAUUGUUACUUAAGUGGGACAAGGACAAGUGUUAUGCCGGUUGUACACUUUUGACAAACAGUUUGCGGUUUCGAUGUACAUUGCUGGUUUUUCCUUAUGGUGAACAAAAAACUUUGAAACGAACUACGCAAUUUUCUUUCAUUCGCGUUCGGCAUCUGUCCGAGUUCGUCGGUAGCGUGUAGCUUUUAACGUUUUGUAACAUGCUGUGGUGCGCAGUGACGUGUCCUUUAAAAAUAAAAUUUCAAUGUCCAUUGUCCAAGCAGUUGUGAUUGAUUUAUUACCAUUUAUAAUAAUAUGCAACUGCCCGUAAUUGUUCGCACUACAUAAUGCUCAUAACAAUUUGUUUAUGAGUAUUAAUUUAAAAAUGUGUAGAUUCUGGAAGUUAUAUGGACACACAAAUAAUUAGAACACCAAGGGCCUGCUUCACCGCUUCCUGAUAAAGUAUCUGAUAGACCCUAUAUGUAACAUAACAAUGUUAAAAAGUUGUGUUUCACAAGUGUCGGAUAGAGCUACAUGACAAAACUUUAGGCAGAUUUAUCUGGCUGUUAGUUCUGUCCGAUUAAAAUAUGUUAUUUUUAUUGGAAAGUGGUGAAACAGAAUUUUAGAAGUCGCGUCACUCUAUUUUAUGCGCACAUCAUUAUUUGAUUUUAUUAAAGCGUUUAUUUCACAAAAUUAACUAUUACAUUUGUUUUUACUUUUACUUAUGUAGACCUUUUGAAUAAAUUUAAAAUAUAAUUAGCUUUUUCAUAAUUUUCAUAAUAAUACUUACUAUUUUAGGUGUUAAUUAAUUAAUAUAUGUUUAUAAAGUUAUACCUAAUGGUUUAUUUUUAAAUCUAAAUUUUUACACGUAUGAUACGUGUAACGAGCUAGGAAAUAUCAAUUGUCAAUAUUUAAUACGACUUAUUUUAAAUGUCUGGGUGAGGUUUUGGCCUUUAUCAUGACUACGACCUCAAAUAAAUUUAAUGAUUUGUUAAUUUCAUAGAAUAGAACUGUAACACGGUGGAAUAAAAAUAUUCAAAUCAUUGAAAAAAUACGUAUAACAUUUUAAUAAAAUUACUGCCUUGACUUACCAGAACUGCCUUUCAAUUAUUAUUGUAAUAUGGGCUCCGACGCUCAACGGCUGUGGAAGAACCAUACCAUAGAAUUUGUAAACGUUUUAUAAAUAUGUUAAUUUCGAUUUAAAAAAGCCCAUGUAAAGACCAAUAUAUUAAAUCCCUGAAAUAAAUUAUACUUUUAAAUCAACUCGUAUUUAGAUAACCAGAUUUGUUUUAUAUUGACGAUGAAUAAAUCGUGUGCCUUUGCCUUAUUUUGAAAUAUUGAUUUGUUAUGGCUUUUUUUUUAACAAACUAUAAAGUUCUGAAAACUUCCGGGUCUAUUAUUAUGUACAAUCAUUUGCUUAGUUUUAAAAAGUAGCCUAAUGAAAAUAUGUGUAUUUUGAUUUAACAACAUUCGUUGAUAGUUAAUAUAGAGCACCUAUCUUUAUAUUUUGUAACGGUUAGGUAAUUGUAAAUAAAAUAUGUCACACAAGAGUGAUA
Messenger RNA from Plodia interpunctella (Indianmeal moth), 2706 nucleotides. RefSeq lists its product as uncharacterized. Gene Ontology annotation, molecular function: DNA binding. The coding region runs from base 199 to 1038 and encodes 279 amino acids. Lineage: Eukaryota; Metazoa; Arthropoda; Insecta; Lepidoptera; Pyralidae. The transcript is spliced from 5 exons. The record is from RefSeq and is a predicted model, not a curated record.